Messenger RNA from Emiliania huxleyi CCMP1516, 840 nucleotides. Its product is annotated as Lught harvesting protein. Lineage: Eukaryota; Haptophyta; Isochrysidales; Noelaerhabdaceae. Bases 239 to 760 code for a protein of 173 amino acids. The transcript is spliced from 2 exons. The record is from RefSeq and is a predicted model, not a curated record.
CGAUGCUCGCCCUGACUUCCUGCUCCGGACCCAGCUUCGCCGCGCCGCUGGCGCCUGCGACGCGCGCGGCGCGCGGCGCGGCCUCGCCGACCAUGGGCGUCGAGACCGAGCUUGGGGCGACCGGCCCGCUCGGGUACUGGGAUCCAACAUCAAGUUCGCCGACCUCCCCAACGGCAUCGCCGCCUUCAAGGCCAUCCCGCCCGCCGGCCUGUUUCAGAUCCUGCUCUUCAUCGGGGCGAUGGAGGCCUUCACGUGGCGGUACUACGAGGGCCCGUGGCCGGGCAAGGUGCCCGAGGGCAAGGCGCCCGGCGACGUCGCGGGCGACUUGUGGGUGCGCUACACCGACCCCGAGGAGAAGGCCUUCAAGCUCAACGCCGAGAUCAACAACGGGCGGGCGGCGAUGAUGGGCUCCCUCGGCACGCGACCAUGCUGCGGGCCCGCAGCACGCCUCGCGCACGAGCCCCCGACCCCUCGAGCCGCCCCUCCGCCUCCCCGCAGGCAUGCUGAUGCACGACCACAUCCUCGGCACGUGGGUGCCGCCCGGCUUCGAGUAGAGCCGCCGCCAACCUGCCGUUUCCCGGGAGGCCGCACGCACCACGCCGCCUUCCCGGCCGCGCCCGCCAGCCGGGGCGCGCCGCCGAGGCGACGCGCGCCCGCCGCAGUCUCGCUGCCCCCCCCCUUUCCCCUGCCCGGUGGGCGGAGCGGGGGGCGGAGUUGCUCGGGCGAGCGCGCACCCACACCAUUUUACGCUCUGCUGUGAUGAGAGACUUAGCAUCCGGAUGUGCACGCGCUCCACACACCGCAUGUGUUGUUGUUUUGGAUAGCGCGUAGAGGGACUUG